AAGCACCAGCACCGAUCGCUUGUGCGGAGACUCACCUUUGAUCGACGAGCAUCUUCAACUCCUGCGGCCUGGUCGCCAGCGUCUUGGACUAGCAAUACUUAGUAGACCGCCCGCGGCCAACCCCCGCUCCUUGGGCCGUCAUUCACGAUGGGACAAAAUCAGUCGGGGAUGAGCGGAGGCCAAGGUGAUGGCAAGGAUGACAAGGAUAAGAAGAAGGAGAAGCCCAAGUACGAGCCCCCGCCGCGGCCGACGACACGCAUCGGUCGCAAGAAGAGAAAGGGAGGCGGCACUAGCGCCGCUGCUAAGCUCCCGACCGUCUUCCCAACCAGCCGGUGCAAGCUGAGGCUCCUGCGGAUGCAACGCACACACGACCACCUGCUUUUGGAGGAGGAAUACGUCGAGAACCAGGAGCGCCUGCGCAGGGCCAAGGCAGCCAAGGACAGCAAUGCGGCGCCGAGCUCGGACGUGGACGCCGGGGACAGGAUGGCUGACGAGCGUGGUCGGGUCGACGACAUGCGCGGCAGCCCCAUGGGCGUGGGUACGCUCGAGGAGAUGAUUGAUGACGACCAUGCCAUUGUUUCGAGCACCACCGGGCCCGAGUACUACGUCAGCAUCAUGAGCUUCGUCGACAAAGACCUGCUGGAGCCCGGUGCAAGCGUGCUCCUGCACCACAAGAGUGUCAGCAUUGUUGGUGUCUUGACCGACGAUGCCGACCCUCUGGUCAGCGUCAUGAAGCUGGACAAGGCGCCGACAGAGUCGUACGCCGAUAUUGGUGGUUUGGAGCAGCAGAUCCAGGAAGUGCGCGAGUCUGUCGAGCUGCCGCUCCUCCACCCAGAGCUCUACGAGGAGAUGGGAAUCAAGCCCCCCAAGGGUGUCAUUCUCUACGGAGCGCCAGGCACGGGAAAGACACUGCUCGCCAAGGCUGUGGCAAACCAGACUUCGGCAACUUUCCUGCGCAUUGUGGGCAGUGAACUGAUCCAGAAGUAUCUCGGUGACGGCCCUCGGCUGGUGCGCCAGCUCUUCCAGGUUGCUGCGGAAAACGCGCCGUCGAUCGUGUUCAUCGACGAAAUCGACGCAAUCGGUACGAAGCGAUACGACUCUACCUCGGGCGGUGAACGUGAGGUUCAGCGGACCAUGCUGGAGCUCCUCAACCAACUCGAUGGCUUUGACGACCGCGGUGACGUCAAGGUGAUCAUGGCGACCAACAAGAUCGAGACGCUCGACCCGGCGCUGAUCCGGCCUGGCCGUAUCGACCGCAAGAUUCUGUUUGAGAACCCGGAUCAAAACACCAAGCGCAAGAUCUUUACGCUGCACACGUCGAAAAUGUCGCUGAACGAGGAUGUGGACCUGGAGGAGUUCAUCGCGCAGAAGGACGACCUCUCGGGCGCCGACAUCAAGGCGAUCUGCUCCGAGGCCGGCCUUAUGGCGCUGCGUGAGCGGAGAAUGCGUGUCCAGAUGGCCGACUUCCGCGCCGCCCGCGAGAGGGUGUUGCGGACGAAGCAGGAGGGCGAGCCCGAAGGACUGUAUCUGUAAUGUAUCAUUACACCUUUUACACAAACCCUGCGACUGCCAGCUGCUUUUCGGGGGUAGGGUUAGAGAAGCGAUACAUAGACAAAUCCCGGGAUGAGCUUGUUUCUCUGGAAGUUUCUCGGGACAUGUUCCCCUGAUUAUCUGAUGCGCGAUGUCUUUGAAAUAGCGAGGUCCUUUGGGGGUUGGCUUCCUUUAUGAUUUGCACAUUCGUGAAAAUGGACAGGAGUCAGCACACUUAACUACUUUGCCCUAGCACCUCAGUAUGUGGCAGCAGUAUCAGGGGGGGGGGGGGGGGGGG
Gaeumannomyces tritici R3-111a-1 is the source of this 1828-nucleotide messenger RNA. RefSeq names its product 26S protease regulatory subunit 4. Gene Ontology annotation, molecular function: ATP hydrolysis activity; ATP binding; proteasome-activating activity. NCBI's taxonomy places the organism in Eukaryota, Fungi, Ascomycota, Sordariomycetes, Magnaporthales, Magnaporthaceae. Gene Ontology annotation, biological process: proteasome-mediated ubiquitin-dependent protein catabolic process. Gene Ontology annotation, cellular component: proteasome regulatory particle, base subcomplex. The record is from RefSeq and is a predicted model, not a curated record. The transcript is spliced from 4 exons. The coding region runs from base 148 to 1533 and encodes 461 amino acids.